Anguilla rostrata (American eel) is the source of this 7081-nucleotide messenger RNA. RefSeq names its product SH3GL interacting endocytic adaptor 1a (gene sgip1a). The transcript is spliced from 26 exons. Gene Ontology annotation, biological process: actin filament polymerization. Lineage: Eukaryota; Metazoa; Chordata; Actinopteri; Anguilliformes; Anguillidae. The record is from RefSeq and is a predicted model, not a curated record. Gene Ontology annotation, molecular function: actin filament binding. Bases 517 to 3120 code for a protein of 867 amino acids. Gene Ontology annotation, cellular component: cytoplasm; plasma membrane; actin filament.
AUUCAAAGCUACUGUUUAGAGAUAGAGCGUACAGUUAGAAAUCGUAGCGUUUUUGUAUCACAGUUUUCAAUACAAGCUACAAUUCGCGCUUCCGCUUUCAUUCGGCCCUGUUCCCAUGGGUACUGAGGAGCAGAACGAAGGUUCCUGUUCAAUUUUUUGGAAAAUUAGAAAACGAACCGGCUCUUCCUAAUUCUGUCAUGAUUAUAAAAUUCGUUUAAAAUUUGAACUGCUUUUCAUAAGAUUAGUAGACGCAGAAUUGCAUAGUAGUGUUCAAUAUAGGUCAAGAAAGGUAAAUUUUACUACAUGCCAUCAUCGUUCUUUCCCGGUGAGAAAAGGCACUAAAUGCAGUCCUGCUGGAAAUGCCAGGGAACUUCGCGUCCAUUUCUGCUGCGUACUCGUGACAAGUGUAACAACGUCCCUGCCACUGCUGGAUUUGCUCCGUGUAGUCCGUCUGUCCUUCUGUCUGUCUGUUCUGGACCACCUGAGUCUCGCCUCACUCCAUGGAGAGCCCGGUAAAUGGCUGAGGAGUUGUGUACUGGCUGGUUCCGCAUUGUCGCAGGCUCGUUGGAGAUUGAGGAAUGCAAAUCUGCAAUCAUGAUGGAAGGAUUGAAAAAGCGUACAAGGAAGGCCUUUGGGAUACGGAAGAAAGAGAAGGACACUGAUUCUACGGGAUCUCCAGACAGAGAUGGGAGUGAACCUCAAGAGACUGAAUCGUCACAGAAGAAGACUAAUGGGGCACCAAAUGGGUUCUAUGGAGAGAUUGACUGGGAACGAUAUAACUCCCCCGAGCUGGACGAAGAAGGAUACAGCAUUAGACCAGAGGAAGAUGAAGGAGCCGUCCAAAAAACCAAGACUCACUUUUUUUCAUCCAGUGAGUCAGAGGAAGAGGAGGACCAUCGGAAGAGGUUCAAGAUCAAGAUCAAACCUUUACCUGCAGACAACUCAAACUGUACGGAACCUACAGUAGAUGAACUAAAAGCUUCCAUAGGCAACAUAGCACUGUCUCCCUCUCCACUGGUGAGUCCUCCCUUACGUAGCCCGGGCCUGAUGAAAAGAAAUAUUUCCAGUGAGGAGAUUGCAAGGCCAAGACGCUCCACACCCACAGCAACCCCCGCACCAGGCCCUGCUCCAGACCCCCCGAGUAAGACGUCUCCUGUACCAGAGGAUGCAACUGCCUUAUUUGGGCCACCGCUGGAGACAGCCUUUGAAGCACAGAAAACAGAAGUGAUUAUAGGUGAAUCAGAAGUGUGGGGCGUGCAUGUAUCCGAGUCGCACCCCGACUCUCCUUUGGCAAGAGCCUUUCCCUCCGGAACUCCACCUCCGCUUCCUCCCAAGAAUGUCCCAGCCACGCCCCCUCCCUGCGGCUCCCCCCCAGCAGACUCUUCUGUGGUCUCACAAGAUGAAGAUGGCAAUGAACCCGCCUCCGGUCCCCAGGAACACCCUUCUGAGGGGGGGAGAAAGGCGUCCAUCGCUGACUUGGACAACAUCUUUGGUCCAGUGCAGGGCGGCAAGCCUGAGGAGGAGGCCGCAGAGAACAAAUGGGUCUGCUUCUCCGACGAGUCGCCGGAGAAGCCGCUGCCUCCCCAGGACGCCGCCCCGCCUCUUCCCACCCACCCGCCCCCGGACUCGCCCCCCCGCCUCCCUCCGGGCCCCCCUCCGGAGGAGGCGUCGCACUCUCCCGCCAGCCCUCCUCCUCCGACAGAUGCGUCCGCACGCAGCAUCCCUCCGCCACUGGUCUUGGGCGAGGAGGAUAAGCAGGGCCCGGAGGCGUCGGCGCCGAGGGAGGACCCGGCCGAGUCCACGGCCUCGCCCAAAGAGCACGCUCAGGGGCCCCGUGCCACGCCUCCCCCUCCACCCCCUCCCACGUACCGAGCAGUGGUGUCUUCGCCCGGGCCCUGCUCUGGAACAGGCCCUGGCAGCGGCUCCAACUCCCCAGCUCGCCCUGCUACACCAUUGUCUGGAAGCAGCCCGACUCCGCCCCCUCCUCCUCCUCGGCCGCCCUCCAGACCCAAACUGCCUCCUGGGAAACCGAGCGUCGGGGAUGUGACCCGGCCGUUCAGUCCUCCCGUCCACUCCUCCAGCCCCCCACUCGUAAUCGCCCCCCUGGCGCGAGCGGAGAGCACCUCCUCCAUAUCCUCCACCAACUCGCUGAGCGCCGCCACCACGCCCACCGUCGGUAAAGAGCUCUCCAUUUCUGUGUCAGAGAAUGACCAACCUUCCCUGGUAUGGUUUGACAGAGGAAAGUUUUAUUUAACCUUUGAAGGCUGUUCCCGAGGGCCCAGCCCCCUCACCAUGGGUGCCCAGGACACCCUGCCUGUGGCAGCCGCCUUCACCGAAACGGUUAACGCCUACUUCAAAGGAGCAGACUCCAGCAGGUGUGUGGUGAAGAUCACGGGGGAGAUGGUGCUGUCCUUUCCAGCCGGGAUAACCAGGCACUUUGCCAAUAACCCCUCCCCGGCCAUCCUAACAUUCAGCAUAACAAACUACAGCCGGCUGGAGCAUGUCCUGCCUAACCCCCAGCUGCUGUGCUGCGAUAGCACACAAUCCAGUGCUGACUCCAAGGAAUUUUGGGUGAAUAUGCCGAACCUCAUGAUCCAUUUAAAGAAAGUUGCUGAGCAGAAGCCCCAGGCGACAUACUACAAUGUUGAUAUGCUGAAAUAUCAGGUAUCUGCCCUGGGUAUCCAGUCCACGCCACUGAACCUGGCGGUCAACUGGCGGUGUGAACCCACGACCACGGAUCUCAGAAUAGAUUACAAAUACAACGGGGAUGCCAUGACCACGCCCGUGGCCCUCCACAACGUCCAGUUCCUGGUCCCCGUGGACGGAGGAGUGACCAAACUCCAGGCGGUGCUUCCCCCGGCUGCUUGGAAUGCGGAACAACAAAGAAUCCUGUGGAAGAUCCCUGAGAUUUCACUGAAGUCUGAAAAUGGAGGUGUGGGAUCGCUGCUGGCCCGGUUCCAGCUGACAGAGGGGCCCAGCAAGCCUUCAGCCCUGGCGCUCCAGUUCACCAGCGAGGGCAGCACUCUGUCAGGCUGCGACAUCCAGCUGGUGGGAGGUGGAUACAGGUUCUCCCUCAUCAAAAAGAGGUUUGCUGCAGGAAAAUACAUGGCUGACAAUUGAUCAGCACUACUGAACAAUGCAAUGAAGACCAUCUCAUUGGGUUGUGCAAGAAAUUUAUGGACCAUUCAGAUUGCUCAACAACAGAAACACUGUUAACCUUUAUAAAAAAUUGCAUAAUGAAGACAAGUCCAACAGUAUUAUAUAACAUGAAAAUAGAAUUGUGGAGAUUUUUAGGGUUUAAUUAUUGUUCUUGUAAUAUGUACAAUUUCAGAGUAUCUAUAUUGCAGGAAACACCUGGCUUUAUUUUUGAGAUUAGCAACUGUUUUCCUCUUACAGUGUUGGUCAGCCUUUUCACUACAAUGGCUUAAUAUGGCCAAUAGCCACUGGUUUCUUCUGGGUCAUGCAUUACAUCAUACUGAAUCCUGCGAAGGCUUCAGUUUACAUUGAUAUGGUCAUAUAGGGGUUCUUUGUGUAAUACCACAGCACAGACCUCUAAUAGGUUGUGGGUUAAUUCAUGAGUUCACAGGGAGGUGACAGUAUUUCUGUCAGUGAUAUGUUAUGGGGGAAAGAUUUAUGCUUAUGCCUUUGAGUGCCCUUAACGAAUUCAAAUUGAUCAAGAGAAAAAAGCACUUUGUACAUUUAAUAUGUUUUCCAUUAAAGCAUGGGUUACCAAUAGCCAAACUCCCUUCCUUGUAUAACAGACUUCAUCAGAGAUAGCUAGUUAGCUAAAAAAUAAACAAAUAGAAAUUACACAUUUGACAUUGCAGCAGUACUCGCUGAACAGCUAGUGAGCGAUGCAUAACUUUUUCAAAGGUCAAAGCUGACCAAUAUUAUUCAGGGUGUGUUGUAUGGUUCUCCAUACUCCAUAUCCAUAUAUUGAAGGUGUUGGAUGUCGUGACUUGAUUUUAGUGGGAUGUGGCAGAUUAAUUUCAGUUCCUUUGGUUGAAAAAGCUUUGGUCCUAGGCACCAAACUGGCCCAGGGUUCAAUGCCUAAUUUAUGGGACACAUUAAAUUUUAGUCUUCAGGACCUAGAAAUAGGUAGCAGUUUUCAUGCCAGGAAAAAAGACUGACUUUAAAGAAAGCCAAAGACUCACUCAUUGCUUUGUACCCUAGAAAUGUUUCAUAGCGCACACAUAAACCCCACAUGAACCCAAGUGGCAUACAAAAUAAAUAUGGCUAUUCAACUUAUAUGGGUUACUCAAAGGCUUUGGCUUAUACACACCACUUGGACAGGAAGAUUUCAUUGUAUUUUGCUGAGAGAACACAGUACCACAGAAAACAAGCAGAGGUCUGCUAUUUGAGAUUAACAGUGGUUUCCAGGGACUGUAUGGUUGUCUAGCCUCAUUUUUUCAUGAAGUGGAAAAACGUAUCGGGGCAGCUUCACUGAUUAAAUAAUACUUUUCUAGUUAUAAUAUUUGAAGAGAACAUUUUCCCUUAAAAAUGUAAAAAGUAUAAUUGUAAAUUGAUACACUAUAUCCUCAAGGGCAUACAGUAUGUAUGGUGUUUCCUUGUAUUGUCACAUAGUCUCUCUGUUGUUCUUCAGACAGCAGUGUUAGACUUCAGAGUACAUUACAGCAUUAUAUUUUUUAUUUAUUGAUAAUACUGAUUUGUUGUAAAAAAAAUAAAAAAACUGUAUAUUAGAAUUUCAGUGGUACUAUGGGUUAGGACCCUUAAAAUUAUUAAUAUUUUCAUUCUUUUUGUUAUCUGUGUAGGUGAGUUACCUGUGUACAGUAAAAUGCGAAGGUAUAAUUUUUUUAUUUAUUUCAGAUAUAAUUUUUUAACUCAAGUGUAACAAAAAUUUUAGCUAUAUAUGGGUGGGGGUAAAUAAAGAUGAAAUAUCUACCAGGGUACAUCAUGCUUAGUAAAGCAGUGUUUUUCUGAGCUGUACAUACAGUAUAGAUGGUCAGUUCUUGACAUUGUACACGCGUUCCAGUCACCUCCGUGUAUAUGUACCAGACUCCUUGACAUUUAAAGCAUGAACCUAAAAAACCCGCAAAUGCUUGAAUCCAUGGCUUUAUUUUGCAUAUGGUAAUGGUCUCUGUGAGAUGAAGCAAAACGCAAAGCAAGGGGGAUGAGGAAAGAUUACCAAAAUGCUGUUAUAGAUUUUGUGCGUUCUCCUGACUGUCUUUUCACUGAGUAAACCUGAAUAUUUUUAAAGAAAUAAAAGUUUUGUUUUGAGAAAAAAACACUGUGCUGAUUUUAAAUUCCCCAAAUCUUCUGUUUACAAAGAACAAAUCUGGAAAGAGAAAGGGACUAUGGGAGCAUGGCAUUUCUAUGUGCUAAACCACAUCAAUUAUCAAUUGUUUUUCUGCUUUGAAUCACUUGCCAUUUGUCACAGUCAUGUACAGUACCAGAACUACAAAAAAGGCAAUGUGCCAUUAUAGCUUUAAGAAAUUGAUGUUUAUUUUUCAAAACCAUUCAAAACAGAACAGGCAUGUACUGUAUGGGGGUCUAUUUUCAACACCAACAGUGAGAAAUUUUACAAACAAAGUCAUAUUUUCCUGUGAGGUUAUUAAGAAAUCAUGCAGUACAAUUUGGUUAUGUUUUUCCUCUUUUACAGUUACUGGAAGUCCCUCAGAUGUUUGCUAAUGUAUGAUGAUUUUCAUAAAUACCAUUCAGUACAAAUAACUCAGUUUACAUUUUACAUAUUUCAGACAUUACUGGGCUGCAAAAGCAAUACAUAUGUUUGCUUCGCUCAGCAUGAUCAGAAGGACGUUGCAGACAGAUGUGUGGCUAUUUUAAGAAAAACAUUUGUUAAGUUAAAAGGUGCACACAGGAGCACAUUAAGUACAAUAAAGCUUAAGUCUGUCUAUCCAGGUGUGUCCAGUGUACCUGGCAAUAUUCUGCCCUUAAAUGGAAGCUUCACCCAUUCUGUUUUUUGAGAAGAGUAUUUGUUCGUUCACAUGCUGAAAAGUAGCCCAAAUAACAUACUGUGGGACAAAGUGAACUGUACUAUAAUAAAUAUUUAAGUUUGCAGUAGGUCUCCAUUUUUUUCACUUGUGUGCACUAUAUCAGAGGACAAAAUAUGAUGUCAUGUUCCAUUGGUAACAUAAGUAUAUUAACAUGGCGAGUUAAAUGUCUUUCAUUGACCCUCUUAAUUGGCAAAAAGACAAAAAAUCCUGAUUUGCUUUUAUUUUUUCUUUUAACUGUUAAUAUUUUCUUUGGCAGUAUGGGCCGUCCUUUAAUUCUUGAUGAAAAGAAUAUCCAGUUAUUUUUAGUCUAUGACCACUGCAAUUUUAUUAUUUUGGUAAUAAAAUUACCGCAAAUCUUAAUUUUUUUCCUUCACUGAAGCAUUUGUUGGCUUUUGAAUUUGUGCAACCUGGAUACUUUCCUCAUUUUACAUACAGAAUUGGGUAUUGGACUACUUUCUGUACAGUACAAACUUCAGUUACGUGACUGCUGUAAAUGUAUUUUAAUAAACGUGUUUUCCCUGAUGCUUGCUUUAAUAAUAAUAAUACGUUUUUAACAUUGGCCCUUUCAGCUGGCAAGGCUUUAAAAGGCAUAUAUUUGUUAGCAUCUGCAGUAGAUUUUUAUCUCCUUGUAAAAUUGUUUUGUUGGUUGCAAUAAAAUAACUGGGAGUUAGUGCUUUUUGGCUAGUUUAAAAGCCUUACUGGAUAAUAACUAUUUUACAAACCGUAUGAUUUACUUCUGGAAAUUUGCGGCACUUUUACAGAUCAGCUGCUGUUUAUGAAUGUGUGAGAAGGUUCUAUGAAAGAAAACAAUCUCCUCUGUAUAAAUAUUAUUCUCCUUACAGAUUAGUGUAAAUGUAUGAUUAUUUUACUCUCUCUGUAAAUAUUUUAAUUUCUCUUUUUUAUAUAAAUGUUAUUUAAUUUAGUUGUGUCUACAUCUUAUCCAUUGCACAGGAUACUGAAUAUGCAAUUGUUUAUGUAAAUGUAAUGUACUUUUCAAAAAAUCCCAUCAAAGGUUUUAAAAUUAUAAAGAAUGACCAUUGUGUAAUACCUGUUUAAGAUGUCAGUUGAUGUCAGUUUUCUUGGAAAUAAAGUGGGAAAUAUUAACAUUU